AUGAAGCGUGACAAUAUUCCGGCGUUUCAGCGCGGCAGAGGGGCUGGUAUGUUUCCACGCGGUGGAUUCCGCGGAGGCGGACCGGCGGCGAUGCAGCAGCAGAUGGCGAUGGCAGCAACGAUGAUGGCCGCCACAAUGAUGGGCGGUGGCGGUAUGGGCUUCAGCCCCUUUGGUGGCCCGCCACGUGGUCGUGGGCGCGGGCGGGGGCGCGGAGCCCCGCAUUAA
This is a messenger RNA of Trypanosoma grayi, 225 nucleotides long. RefSeq lists its product as hypothetical. The transcript has a single exon. The coding region runs from base 1 to 225 and encodes 74 amino acids. NCBI's taxonomy places the organism in Eukaryota, Euglenozoa, Kinetoplastea, Trypanosomatida, Trypanosomatidae. The record is from RefSeq and is a predicted model, not a curated record.